Messenger RNA from Ceratitis capitata (Mediterranean fruit fly), 2433 nucleotides. RefSeq names its product general transcriptional corepressor trfA (gene hebe). Lineage: Eukaryota; Metazoa; Arthropoda; Insecta; Diptera; Tephritidae. The record is from RefSeq and is a predicted model, not a curated record. Bases 491 to 2188 code for a protein of 565 amino acids. The transcript is spliced from 3 exons.
AUUUCAGUUAACUCUCAGCUGUGCAACGCGACGCUUGUCAAAAAUUUUACGACGUGAGUGCAAGACGACGAAGAAGAAUUGUUGAACAAAUUAACGGAAAUAUCAAAAGCUAAAAAGUGAAUAAACGACUUGCAGAAAAAAGUCCAAAAAAAUACAAAAAAAAAAGAAAAAUUAAUAAAAAAAAAUUAAUCAAGAAAAACAAUUUUCAGCCAAACGCAAUAUUGAAGAAUUUAGCUGAUAAAAAAAAAAUAAACAGUGCAUUUCUUUAAAAUUUAUUUACUUUCUCGUUACCUUGAGUGCCCGUUGCUACGUCCAAACACACACCCUUAAUAUACAUACCUGAAGUAUAACAACGGAAAGAUUGUGAAAUUGCGCGCGUGGAAGAACUUAACGAAGAAAACACUAAUUGAGUAAAAUCUGGGGAGAAGCGGAUAUAUUUGGAUAAUACUAGAUUUCGUUUGAAAGAGAAAACGAUCACGACAAACCGAACAUGUCCGAUACAUUAAGCCGCGUCAAGCUGCAAUUACGCCCUGUCAACGGCAGUGUGCUCAACGGCAAUGGCAUUGGCAAUGGUGGUGACGAAAAGACACCGUCUUCACCCGCCACUAAACUGCUCAUCAAUCAUGGCAAACCGAACUACACGAUACAACGCUCACCGAAGGCACAACAAAAUGGCGGCACGAACCCGUUAAAUGGUGAAUUGCAGAAUAACAAUCGCAAUAACUAUUAUCCCUACAAAAGUGCUGGCGUCAAGGGCAACACUGGCAUUUUUACAAAUGGCAACACCGCCUACAAAACAAAUGGCAAUGCCGUGAACAAUAACAAUAACAAUAACAACAGCAGUAACAGCAGUCAAAGUGGUGACGAAAUUGUUAUACAAAGCACCAAAUUUAACGGUGUUUUCAAACCAGCCAACUUACAGCAUUUGGAGAGUAAAGAUGAAAUAGACAAUCCGGUUGUGCUGAGGCGUGUACCGAAAGUGGAAGCCACUCCAGCGGCCACCGAAAAUGGCAAUGAUGAGAAUGUGCCCGAGUUCAUACUACGACAGCGUCGCAUACAGGAACGUCUGGCUAAGGAGAAUAUUUUGGAUUUCGAAAGUCGUCGCAGUGGCUACUUCACGCACGUCGUCAUCUCGCCAACAUCGCCGAAUCGCACCUCGUUGGUAGAGACCAUGUCGAGUCCACCAAUUGUGCCUGCUUUGGAGAUACCACCACCGGCUAAGGAGUCGAGAGAGGCCUCCAUUGUUGAGGAGAACAGCGGUGAAGUGAGCGAGGCUAAUGGUGAGGUGGUGCCAGCCCGCGAAGCACACGAGGAGCAAAGUGUACCAACCUCGGCUACGAAUGGUCAAGUUGAAGAGGAAGAGGUAGCAAAAGCUAUUGAAGAGGUUAAUAAAGCUGUCGCAGGCGAGGUAGACGAUGAGAAAACAGAAGAGGUAGUGGAAGAAGACAAGUCAACUACUGUGGUGCAAGUUGAAGUGGAAGACGCUGCAACAACAACUGCAGCAGUUGAGCACAAAGAGGUAGAACAAGAGAGUGUAGAGCAGGAGAAGGCAGUGCAGCACGAAGUGCAUCCGGUGAGGGUUGAAGAAACACACAUCGAAGAGGCACACACACCAGUCGUCUCUGUAGUUGUUACUAGCGCAAGCUUGGCUGAAGCUGAAGCACCACAAGAAGCACAGCCGGCUAUACCGGUAGUAGUAGAGCCAGCCGCUAACGUGGUAGUGGAAUCUCCGCAUAAGGAAGAAAUUGUGGUUGUGGCACAAGUUGAAGCUGCCACGGAAGUUUCGAAAACCGAGGAUGAGCUCAAAGAAAACGGACAUGCUGUUGCCGUAGCAGUGCAAGAAACAAACAAAACUAAUGGAAACGUAGCGGAAGAUGUUACCAUCUCGCACACAAAUGGCUUGGCCAAUGGAUAUUCAACACCCAACAUACCCAACCCCGAUCCCAGUGGCGCCUUGGGUGUGAACUACGAACCAAAGACCGUGGUUUCCUUCUCCAAAGAUUUAGGCGCACCAAACAAAUAUCCCGACACCGUUAAAGUUGUGAAAACAAAUGAAGCUGACGGUGGUGAAAAUAAUGCGGUCUCAGAAGCAGCGAGCGAUGAGCUGAAGGAAUUGGCGAAAUUGAAGUUCGACAUCAAAGCCGAUGAUCAGGAUGUACAAGUGACGCCGGUAUUACGCAGCGACUAAGGCAAAGAACGAAACUAUGCGCUGAGAGAGAGGCCAGUAGUGGGAAGGGAAGAGGUGGGAAGAGAGCAUUAAGGGGGGAAUAAAAAGCAAUUAGCAAAAGAUGGGGGUUCGUAAUUCGUUCAUUGUAUAGGUAUAUAGCACAAUUGAGAAAAAUCGCCUUAAGAAGAAGUAAAUAAAAAGUUGACAGUCUUUAUAAAGAAGAAAAUUAUAAUGAUAACUGCAAAUUGAUGGUAUUAGCAAAAGAA